Messenger RNA from Homalodisca vitripennis (glassy-winged sharpshooter), 965 nucleotides. Its product is annotated as UMP-CMP kinase 2, mitochondrial-like. The transcript has 6 exons. Lineage: Eukaryota; Metazoa; Arthropoda; Insecta; Hemiptera; Cicadellidae. The record is from RefSeq and is a predicted model, not a curated record. The coding region runs from base 125 to 943 and encodes 272 amino acids.
CGAUAAGUUAUAACUUGAACAAUUAAUAUGAUUGAGAAUCCAUUGUCAUCAUAUCAUGAUGAACACGUGCUCUACUUGUGAAAAUAAAUCUUGUUAUUCGUGAAUUAUAUUAUUUCAAUUAAAAAUGAACCACGUAUUGGAGUCAACAACCGUUUGUCUAUUUAGUUUGUUCAUCGAAUGUUUUUCAUAUUACUCAGAAUUUGACUCAGAUGUCACUGAGCCUCCAGGGAGAAUAAACGAGAUCGGAGCCUGCUACUCCCUUUCGUGCAUCAUGAACACCUUCAACAAGUCUGAGUACAGGAGUCUACCCCAAGUGAGAGACCUCCUAGAGACCUACCACUACAACUGUUACCUGAGAGACAUGAAUUCAGUCUCUAGAAGACAUGUCUUCAUCGUCAUUGAAGCCCCGAGAAGACGAAAGAGGUUUCUGAUAGCUAAGCGUCUGGGGAAGGCGCUGGGCGCAGCGGUGAUGUUCAGCCCCCCUGUGGGGUGGGGGAAAUUCAGAGGGUUCUUCAACAAGACCAUCGAGAUGCGCAGAGCGUUCCACUCCCUCAGUCUCUACGGGACAGCCAACAACGCCCUGCAGUAUCUUGGGCGUCGCCCAGUCGUCAUGUCUGGGUUUUGGCUGGAUCAAGCAACCUUCUCGAUCGCCAAGAAAUACUACCCAGACCUCCCACCACCAGAAUCUUCUAUCUUCCAGUGGCCUAAGGACUUGUUGAAACCUGACUUCACCUUCUUUGUGAAUGAACCUCUCCCCAGAGCGUUCAUUAAAAAGAGAGAAGAAUCCAUCAGAUACCAGAUUCUCCAGGUCUACAGGAGAUGGGUGGAUCCUCCGAUUACGGAACUGUACGUGGACAAUGACAUCGGGAUACCAGCAGUUGUCGAGGAGAUGCUCACCUUCAUUAACAAUCCAGCGCUCACACCCUCAUCGUUGAGAACCUAAUGAGUAAAUGAUUAUAACAAAA